ACUCCACGUGCUUCGCGACUCGGAUCAAAAGUCUUUUUUUAGGCCGUACCAAAAAAUGUUUUUGUUCAGGCGGCAGGUGUCAACAACCUUCACAUCAAAAAACCAUUUAGUCAGCGUGAGUUGUCAAAUAAAAAGUGCUUCCAGACCGAAGUCGAUAUUUUCGUUUAGUAACAUUUUCAGUCACAACCUAUUCGAGGAUGUACCGUUAGCGCCGUUGCGUUACGCCCCUCGCUCCCCGCUCACCCGUUUCUCACAAUAUUCGGUUGCUGUGUCAGUGGGACGGAGCAGCUCAUAUCGUAACCGUUUGACGCGAUCCAGUUGUGAACUUAUCCAGAAGAGGUGUAAUUAUACGAGUGCGACAUCGAAAGGGUUUAAAAUGUGCGAUAAAAAAACAUUUCAGAGACUCCCCAAGACCGUCCGACCGACCCAUUACGACCUUAGUCUUGCGCCCGAUUUGAAAAAACUGAUUUUCCAAGGUGAUGUUGUCAUCGAAAUUGAGGUCAUCGAACCAGUCAAAGACAUAAUCCUCAACGCGCUCAACCUCUGCAUAAAAACUGUCGAAAUCGCAGAUAAGAAAAAUUCCCAAACCGCCGAGAAGGUGUCUAUCCUUCCAGAGGAGGAGAUUGCAAAGUUGAGCUUCGCCGAACCCGUUCAGCCUGGACAACACCAACUCAAAAUCGUCUUCCAGGGCACUUUGAACGACAAGAUGAAAGGCUUUUACAGAAGCAAAUACACCAGUCCCUCUGGGGAAGAAAAGUACGCAGCCGUAACCCAGUUUGAACCAACUGACGCUCGACAAUGCUUCCCUUGUUGGGACGAGCCAGCCCUCAAGGCCACUUUCAACAUCAAACUGACCGUGCCGAAGGAUCUGACGGCUUUAUCUAAUAUGCCAGUUGUGCACUCAUCUGAGCAUGGGGACACCAUCACCUACACCUUUGAGAAAUCGCCGAUAAUGUCGACCUAUCUGGUUGCAGCAGUUGUUGGAGAAUACGACCACAUCGAAGGUAAAUCCGAUGAUGGGGUUCUUGUUAGGGUUUAUACACCUAAGGGGAAGAAGGAGCAGGGUAGAUUCGCCUUGGAAGUUGCGACCAAGGUGCUUCCUUAUUAUAAAUAUUACUUCAACAUCGCUUAUCCCCUGCCGAAAAUCGAUUUGAUUGCAAUUGCCGAUUUCAGCGCUGGUGCCAUGGAAAAUUGGGGACUCGUCACUUACAGGGAAACCUGCCUGCUUGUAGAUUCGGAAAAUACACCUGCAAUAAGGAAGCAAUGGAUUGCUAUUGUAGUAAGUCACGAGCUGGCUCAUCAGUGGUUCGGAAAUCUGGUCACAAUGGAAUGGUGGACCCACUUGUGGCUGAACGAGGGUUAUGCUCAGUUCACUGAGUUCCUAUGCGUCGACCAUCUGUUUCCACAUUACGAUAUUUGGAAGCAAUUCGUCAGUGAAACGUACACAAAGGCUCUGGAACUAGAUGGACUGAAAAAUUCACAUCCCAUAGAAGUACCUGUCGAACAUCCCAAUGAGAUUGAUGAAAUUUUUGAUGACAUCAGUUACAGUAAAGGUGCAUCAGUGAUAAGAAUGUUGCAUCAUUAUAUUGGGGAAGAAGACUUUAGAAAAGGAAUGAACCUUUAUUUAACUCGACAUCAGUACAAAAACACCUUCACAGAAGACCUUUGGGCAGCCUUGGAGGAGGCUAGCAAAAAGCCUGUAGGCGAAGUAAUGUCAACUUGGACUAAACAAAUGGGCUUCCCUGAAGUUAAAGUGUCAGUAGAGAAGAGUGAUGAUAAAAAAGGAGCAAUUCUUAAGUUGAGCCAAAACAAAUUUUCUGCUGACGGUUCUGUUCAUGAAGGUAACUACCUCUGGAUGAUACCUAUAUCUGUAUCUACCUCAAAGAAUCCUAAUAAGGAAGCAGCAAGUACAGUGCUUAAAGCUAAAGAUGGAGAGCUUUUCAUUGAAAAUAUUGAUCCAGAGAAAGACUGGAUCAAAGUGAAUCCAGGUACAAUUGGAUUCUAUCGAACACAUUACUCACAAGAUAUGUUAGAAAGACUGACACCUGCAUUGCAACAACAGACUUUACCACCUUUAGAUAGGUUGGGCAUCAUAGAUGAUUUGUUUGCAUUAGUGCAAGCUGGACAUUGCAGUACUGUUCAAAUCUUAACUUUAUUGAAAGCUUUUGAAGAUGAAACUGAUUACACAGUAUGGUCUUCUAUCUGUGGAAUUCUUGGUAAAAUAUCAGUUCUUCUAAGCCAUACUGAUUGUGAGGAAGCCUUCCAAACAUACCAGAGAAACUUACUCAAAAAAAUUUCCACAAAUCUUGGAUGGGAUUCUAGAGCAAGUGAAACCCAUUUGGACACACUCCUAAGAGGUCUCAUUUUUGGACGCCUUGCCUGGCUGGAUGAUGAAGAAACAACAAAAGAAGCCAGAAAGAGAUUUGAUGGGCAUAUAUCUGGUAAAAAAAGGAUUGCUCCCGAUUUGCGAAGUGCUUGUUACAAAACUGUCUUGAGAGCAGGAGGAGAGAAAGAGUACAACUCUCUUUUGGAGUUAUAUAGGGCAUCUGAUUUGCAUGAAGAAAAGGAUCGCAUCAGUAGAUCACUAGGAGCUACCAAAGAUAUAAAUUUGUUGAAAAAAGUGUUGGAAUUUGCAAUGUCGGAGGAAGUUCGAUCACAGGACACGGUGUUUGUAAUUAUGUCUGUGGCUAUAACAAAAGUGGGUAGAGAUUUAGCAUGGGAAUUUUAUAAGAACAACUGGCGUAAAUUUUUGGAUAGAUAUGAUGGAGGUGGUCUUCUUACCAGAUUAAUAAAAUUCACAACAGAAAAUUACGCUAGCGAGGAAAAAGCCCGAGAGGUUGAAACCUUUUUCAGAGAACACAAGGCUCCUGGCGCCGAGCGAUCUGUACAGCAAGCUGUGGAGACAAUAAGGCUGAAUUCUUUAUGGUUGAAGAGGGACGCAGAUGCGAUCAAGAAGUACUUAAACUCUUAAUUCCAAAGUUUGAAGCCGUACCGGUUUUGAAUAUGUUACUUAACGCCAGUGGCUGUACCUUAUUGUUUUUAUUUUUUAAGUGUGAUUUAUACUUAAUGCCAGAGGUGUACUUAUUGUUUAUGUUAAUUUUACAUUAUGUGUAUAAAUUAUUCAAUCCAAUAAAACAAUUAUUACUCUAAAAUAA
Molecule: messenger RNA, 3155 nt
Organism: Coccinella septempunctata (seven-spotted ladybird)
Lineage: Eukaryota; Metazoa; Arthropoda; Insecta; Coleoptera; Coccinellidae
Product: puromycin-sensitive aminopeptidase
Exons: 8
Coding region: 56-2971 (971 amino acids)
Biological process (GO): peptide catabolic process; proteolysis
Cellular component (GO): cytoplasm
Molecular function (GO): peptide binding; metalloaminopeptidase activity; zinc ion binding
Source: RefSeq, a predicted model, not a curated record